AUGCCUUUUCUUCGCCGACAUGCCCCCCUGGCCAGUGAGACUGACAUUAGAAAUGCCGCCGUGGGGAUGUCGAGUCCCGCACAGUCCUCAAUGGACGCACUGGCGGAUGCGGAUUCCGGGAUAGAGCCGGAUCCUGUGACUAACCGUCGCAAGGAGAGCUAUGCCUCUGGUUCUCUUUCGAUCCCGGCGCGUGCCGUUGAUAACAGCUCACAAGGCUCCUCCACCUCUCAGCCUCGAGACCACACCAGCAGCCGUCCAAGUUCCCCGCCCCAGGAACAAACCCAUCGACACCGCCGCUUCUCUGUCCUCAGAUUCCGGAACGCGUCUGAUUCCCAGUUAUCGAUGAGAGCCAAACAUGAAGCAGAGAACCCUCCCCCUCUGCCCACACCGCCUCCGGAAAUCAUCACGACUGCUCCAACCGUGGAUUUCGAGGCUUUACAAAAAAGACCUUCCCGGAUGAAUUUAGCAAAUCGCUUUCGCCGUUCCGCAGCCCCUACCAAGUCAAGAGAUAAGGACAUCGCCAAAUCACAGCAGGGAAAGCGCUCGAGAAAGUCCACAUCUGACGAUCCACGGCGCCUAGACGAUCCCCACUUCAUACCCCCUGAUGAAUCCGGAGAUCAUGGGGCCGCUGCGGAACCUCCGGCGUAUGACCAUGAUGACGGGACUAUCGCCGCCCUACCAAUUACCCGGAUAUCUGAAUCCUCUCGGUCUGACACUGGUUCUGGCGAUCCGGCCGUAUAUGCUAGCACCACCACAACUACAACGCACACUGUUCAUACGAUUACCACGACGCUUUUUCGAUUGCCGCGCCGAAGGAACAAAGCCGGGGAGUCCUUGUUUCCUCUAGGCCAUUUGCCUCAAAAGGGCAAUGCGCCAGCGGGCCAUAUGUCCCAGAGUACGAUUUCAGCAUCAUCCCUAGCCAUUCCGAGGUCCUCGUUCGGCACUUCCGAGUCCGGUGCUCCCUUCUCCGAACCCGGGACGCCGAGGGCAUCUACAUCUCACAGCGGCACGACGCCAAACGUAUCCUCUCCCGAGGCGCGGACGAAGCACGCCACAUCCCCCGCAACUGCUCUCUGGCGACCUGAGCCCGCGCACUCCGGACGUUCAUCCCCUACAAGAGGGCCGAUUAGCCUCCGUGGUCGCUCUUCUACGAUGAGCUCUAUCGGCGGCCAUUCGAAUGACGAAUGCCUUGCCCCUCCAACUAUUCGGACGUCUUCCUCCACCGGCCGUAAGAGCUUCAGUGAUCUCUUUGGUCUUAGCCGAUUACGUCAAAACUCCGACCUUGCUCUCAAUCGGCAUGGAUCCAUGACACCCGUGACGCCGGGAUCCGCAACUUCCAAGAACAAUUCUCUUCAGCUAGUUAGAGAAGAGCAGGUCGUUUUACCUGAGCGUCGAGACGACGAUACGCCUGCAAAAUACCUCGCUCGCUUAGAAGAGGUAGUCAGUCGUAGUGUAAUCCCUAGUGCGCUCUCGCGCGGUUCGGAUCAGUUUUCGACUGCAGUGAUGCGCAGCUACAUGAGGAGCUUUCGUUUUUUCGGGGAUCCUAUCGACAUGGCCCUCCGAAAGCUUCUAAUGGAGGCAGAACUACCUCGGGAGACUCAGCAAAUCGACCGUUGCCUGCAGGCCUUUGCCAACCGUUACGAUGAAUGCAAUCCCGGCGUGUAUUCAAACCCGGAUCAGGCAUAUUUCAUAGCAUUCUCACUCCUCAUCCUUCAUACAGAUGCUUUCAACAAGAACAACAAGCGCAAGAUGCAAAAGCAUGACUACUUGAAGAAUGCUGGAGGUGAGGGCAUCUUUGACGAGAUUCUCGAAUGCUUCUAUGACAAUAUUACAUACACGCCUUUUAUUCAUGUGGAGGACGACCUUGAUAUCAAUGGUGAACGUAUAGUCGCUCACAAAGCGAGAAGGAAGCCGAUCUUCGCCGGUGGAGCGACCGAAGUCGUUAAGACUUCGACAAAGGAGCCCCUCGAUCCCUAUACCCUAAUCAUCGACGGUAAACUUGAUGUGUUACGUCCGAGUCUCAAGGAUGUUAUGCACCUAGAAGAUCAAUAUUCUUAUCUCGGGACAGCCAAGUCUUUGGAUCUGAAAGAACUCCAAAAGACGUUCUUUAGAACUGGAGUUUUGCAGAUAGUCUCGGCCCGAUCCCGCCCGGAUGCAUUUAUGACAGAAAAGACCGCGACGAACCCCGAAGAAGCGCAUCCCGGAAUCGUCGAUAUAAAGAUUACGAAAGUUGGACUCCUUUGGCGCAAAGACGCUAAGAAGAAGAGGACCAGAUCCAAAUGGCAAGAAUGGGGUGCGAUCUUGACAGGAGCUCAGCUGUACUUCUUCCGCAAUACGACCUGGGUAAAGAGUCUUAUGCAUCAAUACGAAUCCCACGUCAAGCAGGGAAAUGACGGAGUCCCUGUUAUUUUCCAGCCACCGCUGGAGCAGUUCAAGCCCGAUGUACUAUUCUCAACUGAUGGUGCUGUCGCUCUGGUCGAUUCUACAUACAAGAGGCACAAAAAUGCAUUCGUCUACGUCCGGCAUGGAGGAAUUGAGGAAGUCUUGCUUGCCGACGACGAAAACGAGAUGAACGAUUGGCUAGCAAAGCUCAACUAUGCUGCAGCCUUCAGGACCUCUGGGACCCCGACGGGUGAUGUCAGCAUAGCCCGUGGCCGUAUUGACCAGAAGAUGGCAGAAGACAUUCUCGCAGCACGCCGAGACAUCAUGGUGCAGAAGGUUGCAGAUGCCGCGGACAAACUAGCUUCUGUUGAAAAGCAGCUAGAGGCGCAGCUAAGAAACGCAAGACACUUGCAGAUUCUGGCACCGAUUCAGACAAAAACACGUGAACAGGUUCUAUUAGCAGCUGCGCGCAUGUCGGCACAACUUAAAUGGACUCGAAUGGAGAUUUGGAAAUUGCGGUGCCACCGGGACAUCCUUCUCCAGGACCUGGAGGAGGAGCGGAACGGAAUGGAAUACAUGGCCAGCACGGCCGUGAACACACCGCCCAUGGAAGCACCGCCACAGCCCGUCAGUGCAUCACCAGGCUUGUCUACAGAUUCCACGGUCCGUCUCGGUAAUGAAGCUUCCCGACCUAGCGGCUCAGUAGUUCAUGACGACUCGGAAUGUCCAGAACGACCCAAUAACCCAACAACUGAUGCUCCUCUCCAAACUCCGCCUAAAACUAGCUCUCGGCCUCGCAGAAGGUCGGACACGGCAAGUCUCAGAGCAGGUUCGAUCUCUAGCAGCAUAGCUUUCCCCAGUCCCCAACCCCCAGUCAUUCCAUCCGGCAAGCCCCCGAAUGGUAACGGAGAACUGCCGAGCGGUCAGCCACGUGGUGGCUCGAUACAUGACGAUAUUGAUGAUGGCGAACGCGACCUUUUGGAACAGGCUGGUCUUAUCAAAACCAGAUCGAGAAGAGUUUCUGACAGCUACGGAUCACCGUUUACCGCUGGUCCCAUGGGUGAAGCUGAAGAAUGGCGUGAUAAUUCGUCUCCGGCUGAAAAAGUGGAGAGGAAUAAACUCCGGAGAAGCCUCCAGCGUACCCUUAGAGAUAGCGCCGGACACCUUUCCCACCAACGUAUCAAAAAGGGGAAGGAGAUUCUGGCCAGCGGGUCGUUGGAGGAUGACAAUGUCGACAGUAAGCUCACCCGGUCAACGGGAAGCUUUGUCGUCCAUGGAAAGAAAGCAUCCGUGAUCAAUUUCGGUACGGAGCUGCGGGCGAUAUCACCAGACGCGAAGAUACGGGCUAAACAGCAGGUAUGGCGCGAUGAUCAAUCGCAGCAACAGCAACAGGGACAGCGCUCACUGCCCCGCACGAGUGGAGAGCAUGACUUUUAUUCUGUUACCGAAGAUGGUCGAGAAUGGAGUGAGCGGAGGGGCUCUGCUGCAAGCGCAAGCACGGCGACAGCAAGAAGUUUCCGUGAACUUCAUCGAAAAUACUCAAGAUCAGCAUCCGCUGGCCGUCUCACUGCGCCCUCCGAUGAAGACAGUGAAGUAGCUCUAAGUUUCUCUGAGGGCAGGCGCACUCCUCUCCCACCAAUCGAGCGAGAUGUCAGCGAAUGUGAGGAUGAUCCGGUCACGAAUGCGGCGCAGCACCAGUCCCAGCACGAGACACCAAGUUUAGGUCCAACCACCCCCACCUCGGAGAACAGUGGCGUGGAUCACUGA
Messenger RNA from Scedosporium apiospermum, 4149 nucleotides. RefSeq lists its product as uncharacterized. The record is from RefSeq and is a predicted model, not a curated record. Gene Ontology annotation, biological process: regulation of ARF protein signal transduction. Gene Ontology annotation, molecular function: guanyl-nucleotide exchange factor activity. The coding region runs from base 1 to 4149 and encodes 1382 amino acids. The transcript is spliced from 3 exons. NCBI's taxonomy places the organism in Eukaryota, Fungi, Ascomycota, Sordariomycetes, Microascales, Microascaceae.